This is a messenger RNA of Dibothriocephalus latus, 273 nucleotides long. The record is from the annotation of a GenBank genome assembly. Lineage: Eukaryota; Metazoa; Platyhelminthes; Cestoda; Diphyllobothriidea; Diphyllobothriidae.
AUGAUUCGUGACUACCUCACUCUGAUCGUGCUGCUUAGCGCUUCCGUGGGCCUGCUAAGGACUGCAGAGGGCAGCAAAAUUCCUGCAGCUGAUUGGUCGGCCGACGUGGGCAGCAGCAAAAGUCAAACGCAACUAUGCAGUCUCGGUCGUCGGCUUCAAAUAAUGAAAGAAAUCCAAUUUCUCUCAAGGUACUUGGAUAUCUGCUCUGACAGCACCCUUUUCGAUGGCAAGACAAGAAAACGUUCCCCCGAACCCCUCUGGGUCGUGGAAUGA